AUGAGUUCAAAACAUUCAAACUUGACGACAGAUUUUCUAAACUCCCGAUCAAGGGUGAAGUAUGAAGAUGAUGAGGAGAGAAUUAUAUUUCUCUUCGAUUACAGGAAAGACGUAAAAGCCUCACAGAGUGAAAAUCCCAGUGAUCAUGCAGAAAAUGCAAAUGCCAAUGAUGAUGCCAGUGAUCUUUUGAUUGGAGAAGAGAUAAAUUGGAGAAGCCUUCAGAAAUUGAAGCGAGAGAACAAAUGGGGAGUGAUGCGGCAUCCUAUGAUUUUGAAUUUUUUGAAUGAGCAAUUGAUAAAUUGCGCUAUGUGGUACACAGUGCAAAUCUUAAUGUUUGCGGUAUUCUUACUAAUGCUCUCUUUCCAUAUAUUGAGCGAGAACGCAGUUACAAAAUCUUUGCUGUUGGUAAUGCUUCUGAUCUUCUUCGCUGUUUUGGUUUCUAAAGCAGUCAUCAAGAAAGGUUUUCCGGAGAAUAACAUCUCUUCCUGGUUUCUAGCAGCUUUAACAUUCAAUAUGGUUACUUAUUCCAUUACUGUAGCUUAUCUUCUGUUACCAGAAAUGUUUACAUACGAUAACUAUAAUGAAGAAUUGAAGAAAAUAAUUCUCUGGCUGCUUCCAAUCGUAGCUAUUCUAUCUGCAUGGCUCAAUUUCUUGUAUAUUCUUCGAAAAUCGCCUUAUGGAAUAUACACGUUCAUGAUGGUGCGGAUUCUGAAGUCUUUUGGACAUAUUGCAACGAUUUGGAUUCCAACUCUAAUUGCUUUCUCAUUUGCCUUCCAUUUGAUCAUGCGAGAUAGUGGUAUAGAACCAUGGGAUAGCUUAGUGAUAAAGAAUGCUACAGUUACACAGACUCUCCUGGUUGUGUUACAGGCUAUCACAAAGACUUCAACUAUGAUGAUAGGAGAAGUUGAUGCUAAUGAUAUAUUAGGAACAAAGCAAUGGAUUCCGUCUUGCCUCGUACUAGCAUUUGAAAUAAUCACCGUUAUUCUUUUGAUGAACUUGAUGGUUUCUCUGGCUGUUGGAGACGUAUCGGAUUUACGUAACACAGCGGAAGAUACUUUGCUGAGGAUCAAAGUCAAUUUCAUCAUCGAAUACUUACAAAUUCUUGAAAGCUACUUUUCAUGGAGACCUAAGAACGUUGUCAACAAUAUUCUUGUUGUUCAUAAGGAUGGUAGCUACUUCACCACCAAAGGUGACAUAGCAGAUGUCGAGAAUGAUGACAGCUUACCUGACGUAUCAGAGAAGAAGUAUGAUGUUUCCUUCAUUAAUCCGAGCAUGAGGAUGACAUUGAUUGAAAGAAAAGGUCGUCCUCAUACAGUUUCAUAUAAAAGCUGCUUCUUACAACUUAGAGAACGGUUAGACUCCGGCAUUCCUAGGUUUACCGGUGCUCCGACAUAUACAGAGGAAAAGUGUUCUUUGUGGUUAAGAUAUGCUAAGUGGCUAAUAGGUAUCAAUUGGACAGCCUUCCUUGAAGUCUAG
Molecule: messenger RNA, 1476 nt
Organism: Auanema sp. JU1783
Lineage: Eukaryota; Metazoa; Nematoda; Chromadorea; Rhabditida; Rhabditidae
Source: the annotation of a GenBank genome assembly